This is a messenger RNA of Protobothrops mucrosquamatus (brown spotted pit viper), 1149 nucleotides long. RefSeq names its product G-protein coupled receptor 22-like. NCBI's taxonomy places the organism in Eukaryota, Metazoa, Chordata, Lepidosauria, Squamata, Viperidae. Gene Ontology annotation, cellular component: membrane. Gene Ontology annotation, molecular function: peptide binding; G protein-coupled receptor activity. Gene Ontology annotation, biological process: G protein-coupled receptor signaling pathway. The record is from RefSeq and is a predicted model, not a curated record. Bases 1 to 1149 code for a protein of 382 amino acids. The transcript has 2 exons.
AUGUGUUUCUCUUCCAUCCCAGAAGCCAACAUGCCGUCUGAAUCUAACAUUACUGUUCGAGAUGCCAUCAGGGACACAGACUCCAAUAUGUACCAGCCACUGUCUUACCCGCUGAGCUUUCAAGUUUCCCUCACCGGAUUCCUGAUGCUGGAAAUUGUCCUGGGGCUCGGCAGCAACCUCACCGUAUUAGUACUUUACUGUUUGAAAUCCAAUUUAAUCAACUCGGUCAGUAAUAUUAUUACCAUGAACCUCCACGUUCUCGACGUCAUCAUCUGCAUGGGGUGCAUUCCUCUGACCAUCGUCAUCCUUCUGCUCCCCCUGGAGAACAAUUCUGCGCUGGUCUGCUGCUUCCACGAGGCCUGCGUGUCCUUCGCCAGCGUGUCCACCGCCAUCAACGUCUUCGCCAUCACUCUGGACCGCUACGACAUCUCUGUGAAGCCCGCAAACCGGAUCUUGACGAUGGGAAAACUGGGCAUGUACUAUCACCUGUUGGUGCAAAUCCCCAUCUUCUUUUUCACGGUGGUGGUGAUGCUCAUUACCUACAGCAAAAUACUUCAGGCCCUGAACAUCCGAAUAGGCACACGGUUUUCCACGGGGCCGAAGAAAAAAGUCAAAAAGAAGACCAUUUCCUUGGCUACGCAACAGGAACCCACCGAAGCGUCGCAAGCCAGCGGAGGCAGAAAUGUGGUCUUUGGGGUAAGGACUUCUGUUUCGGUUAUCAUUGCUCUACGGCGGGCGGUCAAGAGACACCGGGAACGCCGCGAAAGGCAGAAAAGAGUCUUCCGCAUGUCGCUGUUAAUCAUAUCAACUUUUGUUCUCUGUUGGACACCGAUCACCGUUUUAAACACGAUCAUUUUAUGUUCGGGCCCAAGUGACCUUUUGGUCAAGUUGAGGCUGUGUUUUCUAGUCAUGGCCUAUGGGACCACCAUCUUCCACCCUCUCCUGUACGCCUUCACCCGACAGAAAUUUCAAAAAGUUUUGAAAAGCAAAAUGAAAAAACGCGUCGUCUCCAUAGUGGAAGCGGACCCAAUUCCCAACAGCGCUGUGAUACACAACUCAUGGAUUGAGCCCAAGAGAAGCAAGGCCAUCACUUUUGAAGACAACGAAGUGAGGCAGAAGUGUUUAGUACCUCAAGUUGUUACGGACUAG